AUGUCCGACGGUGGCGUGUUAAGACCAGGGGAAGAUGGAAAAAGUCUGCCAAAAGAUGAAUGGAAGAAACGUCUGAAACCCAUGGAAUACUGUGUCUGCAGGGAAAGUGACACUGAACGACCAUUUAGCGGUCUGUAUGAGAAUCAUUUUGAACCAGGUAUCUACACUUGUCUUUGCUGUGGAACUGAACUUUUUGAGAGCAAGACAAAAUACAAGACCCACUGUGGCUGGCCGUCCUUCUACGCCCCCAUCGUGGAAGAUCGGAUAACUAGAAAAGUGGACACUACCUAUCAGCUAGUUAGGACUGAGGUGGUUUGUAGCAAGUGUAACGCCCAUCUUGGUCACGUGUUCGACGAUGGACCCAAGCCAACUGGAGAGAGAUUCUGCAUCAAUAGCGUCUCUUUAAAUUUUAAACCUGAAAAAAACUCCAUCUGA
Messenger RNA from Helobdella robusta, 435 nucleotides. RefSeq lists its product as hypothetical. The coding region runs from base 1 to 435 and encodes 144 amino acids. The record is from RefSeq and is a predicted model, not a curated record. The transcript has 4 exons. Gene Ontology annotation, cellular component: cytoplasm. Gene Ontology annotation, molecular function: peptide-methionine (R)-S-oxide reductase activity. NCBI's taxonomy places the organism in Eukaryota, Metazoa, Annelida, Clitellata, Rhynchobdellida, Glossiphoniidae. Gene Ontology annotation, biological process: response to oxidative stress; protein repair.